UAAAAAAUUUGAUUUCAGUGGCUCCGCAAUCCGUUCCGGCUGUUUCCGUACUGGUGGUACUGGAUCGUAUUCGCUUUCGUAGUGUGACAUAUGGCAUGCCACCUUCACCUCAAAUAUGGCGACGUAGCAGAAAUCAUGCAAGCCAAAAUAUUUGCUGCAAUAUCCAUAAAAUUUGACAGGUCAGCAAAUUGCAGUGAAGUCAGGUGCCGUAGUAAUAUAGAAGUUGCGACGUAUGGUUAGUUAUCGGUUGACUUUUUGACGAACAACUUAAAAAUGGAGCAAACCGGAGUCUUAUGGAUGCUUGCUCUGGUUAUGUUAUUCGGUUCUUAUUUGGCCGGAUCCUUACCAUUAGUUAUCAACUUAUCUGAGGACAAGCUGCAGCUAGUUUCGGUAUUGGGAGCAGGAUUACUUGUCGGAACAGCUCUCGCGGUUAUCAUUCCAGAAGGUGUGCGUGCGUUAUUCAGUGCUGGAGGUGCUGACGCUCACCACGAUGCCAGCGGUGAUGUUCAUAGCCUCAUUGGUAUUACACUGGUGUUAGGUUUCAUAUUCAUGCUGUUGGUGGAUCAGUGUUCAUCCAGGGGUAAUGGAGAAGGAGGUAAACCGACAGAAAAGAGUUUAACUGCUACACUGGGACUGGUAGUGCAUUCCGCAGCAGAUGGUGUAGCUUUGGGAGCUGCCGCUACUACGGCACAGGCUGACGUAGAGAUGAUCGUUUUCCUUGCUAUUAUGCUACAUAAGGCUCCGGCAGCCUUUGGACUUGUGUCUUUCCUGCUCCACGAAGGUGUUGAUAGAAAGAGGAUACGAAAGCAUUUGUUAGUCUUUUCACUGGCAGCUCCGUGUCUCGCUUUAGUCACCUUUUUUGGUAUUGGGAAGGAAGGCAAGGAAACGCUGAGUAGUGUCAAUGCUACGGGCUUAGCGAUGUUGUUUAGUGCAGGAACAUUCCUUUAUGUAGCUACAGUGCAUGUUUUACCUGAAUUGAUGGUGAGAGGAAAUAAUAGCCACUCCCAUUUACCGACUACGGAAGGAGGUUCCAUUCCAGCAGGGGGUCUAAGAUUCAAAGAGUUAUUAGCUCUAGUGGUUGGAUCAUUAUUGCCAGCUCUAAUUACAACAGGGCAUCAUCAUCAUUGACCAGCAACGGAAAUCAGUUCUCCACUGUGAGCGUAAAUAUUUAUUCCUUGCAAACUGUUUACAUUAUGCAUGUUUAAUAUGUACAUAAUGAACAUGUCAUUUUCCAUCCUACUACGUUUUAUCUGUAUACUUGUUGAUUCUUGUAAUUAUUUUUUCAUUGUAUAAAAAAAAAAUUCGAUACAUUAUUAUACAUAUAAAUAUAUUCUUGUGCAGAUUUUCUUAUUCGAAUUCUACAAUCGAAUCUCUAUGCACAUUGCUCAAUUUUCUAUUAUAGCGAUGAAUUAAAACGACUUGGAUUUAUACAUCAUGCAUUUUUGUAACUAAUUUCUACUCUGAUUUAUAACAUGAACCUAGUAAACUUACAUAGUGGUAUAAUAUUUUAAUAGGUACGUAACAUACGUGCUGAGCAGAUACGUGAGAUUUGUUUUAAAUAGCAAUUCAUAAUAAAAAAUAUCUGAAGGCA
This is a messenger RNA of Athalia rosae (coleseed sawfly), 1591 nucleotides long. It is a transcript of the gene Zip102B, whose product is annotated as zinc transporter ZIP9. Gene Ontology annotation, biological process: zinc ion transport; transmembrane transport. The transcript is spliced from 5 exons. Gene Ontology annotation, cellular component: membrane. Bases 274 to 1128 code for a protein of 284 amino acids. The record is from RefSeq and is a predicted model, not a curated record. Gene Ontology annotation, molecular function: metal ion transmembrane transporter activity. Lineage: Eukaryota; Metazoa; Arthropoda; Insecta; Hymenoptera; Athaliidae.